AUGAUGGCCAAUCUCGACAAGCCGCCGCGGAACGAGAGCGUCUCGUCGAUGCACGACUGGACGCAGCGCAACACCGAGUACCCGUCCUCCGACGGCGGCAGCGUCUCGCCCACCGACUCGGUCGGCGCGACUCUCUGGAACUGGGCGAACGGCCGCUCGACUGGCCCGUCUGCGCAGACGACGCCGGCUACGAGCCGCGACGCGAGCGUGGACGGCGGCGGGCAGUUUGCGGGCGGCACCCUCCCCGGGGGUGCCGGAGGCAUCCCGUCCGUCGCGUCCAACAGCAGCCUCUGGAACUGGCGCGACUACUCCUCCUCGCACGGAGGCAUGCCGCGCAACUCGUCGGCCUCGCGCCUGUGGGCGUUUGGGCAGGGCGCCGGCCGCUCGCCGACCACGAGCCCGCCCGUCUCGCGCGAGGCGAGCGCGCACGCCGGCAGCGAGCUCCGCGGGCUUGGAGCUAUGCGCCUGUCCGUGCCAGGGACGUCGCACGGCACUACCGGCUCGCCGGCCCCGCUUGCCAUCCCCGGACGGCACGACCGGCUCGCCGGCGCCGUCGCCUAA
Molecule: messenger RNA, 561 nt
Organism: Emiliania huxleyi CCMP1516
Lineage: Eukaryota; Haptophyta; Isochrysidales; Noelaerhabdaceae
Exons: 4
Coding region: 1-561 (186 amino acids)
Source: RefSeq, a predicted model, not a curated record